AUGGGGGAAGUAACAGAGGAAGAAGUAGAGAAGUUCCUGGACUCCAAUGUUGGCUUUGCCAAACAAUAUUACAACCUCCAUUAUCGGGGCAAGGUCAUCUCAGACCUCCUUGGGGCCAAAGAGGCAGCUGUGGACUUCAGCACCUAUCACCCCCUGAGCAGCGUGGAAGAGAGUGAGAUCAUCUUUGACCUCCUGCGGGAUUUCCAGGAGAAUUUGCAGACCGAGAAAUCCGUCUUCAAUGUCAUGAAGAAGCUAUGCUUCCUCCUACAGGCAGACCGCAUGAGCCUGUUCAUGUACAGGACUCGCAACGGCAUCCCGGAACUGGCCACCAGACUCUUCAACGUCCACAAGGAUGCAGUCCUGGAGGAGUGCCUGGUGGUACCUGACUCGGAGAUUGUCUUCCCUCUGGACAUGGGUGUGGUGGGCCACGUGGCACAGUCCAAAAAGAUCGUCAACGUCCCCAACACUGGAGAGGACCAGCAUUUCUGUGACUUCGUGGACACGCUCACGGAGUACCAGACGAAGCACAUCUUGGCCUCCCCCAUCAUGAACGGGAAGGACGUGGUGGCCAUCAUCAUGGCUGUGAACAAAGUGGAUGGACCCCACUUCACCCAGAGAGACGAAGAGAUUCUCUUGAAGUAUCUCAAUUUUGCAAACUUGAUCAUGAAGGUGUUCCACUUGAGUUAUCUGCACAACUGUGAGACUCGCCGUGGCCAGCUAUUGCUGUGGUCUGGGAGCAAGGUUUUCGAAGAGCUUACAGACAUCGAGAGACAAUUUCACAAGGCCCUGUACACUGUCCGUGCUUUCCUCAACUGCGACCGAUACUCCGUGGGCCUCUUGGACAUGACCAAGCAGAAGGAAUUUUUUGAUGUGUGGCCCGUCCUGAUGGGUGAAGUGCCACCCUACUCGGGACCCAAGACCCCGGAUGGAAGGGAAAUCACCUUCUACAAGGUCAUCGACUACAUCCUACACGGCAAAGAAGACAUUCAAGUCAUUCCGAAUCCGCCCCCUGACCAUUGGGCUUUAGUGAGCGGUCUCCCCACCUACGUUGCCCAAAAUGGCUUGAUCUGCAACAUCAUGAACGCGCCUGCUGAGGACUCCUUUGCCUUCCAGAAAGAGCCACUGGAUGAGUCUGGGUGGAUGAUCAAGAAUGUCCUUUCUAUGCCGAUUGUGAAUAAGAAGGAAGAAAUUGUCGGUGUGGCCACAUUUUACAAUCGCAAGGAUGGGAAGCCCUUUGAUGAAAUGGAUGAGACCCUCAUGGAGUCUUUGACUCAAUUCUUGGGCUGGUCCGUCCUCAAUCCUGACACCUAUGAGUCAAUGAACAAACUUGAAAACAGGAAGGACAUUUUCCAGGACAUGGUGAAAUAUCAUGUGACGUGUGACAAUGAAGAAAUCCAGAAAAUCCUGAAAACCAGGGAGGUGUUUGGAAAGGAGCCAUGGGACUGUGAGGAAGAGGAGCUGUCUGAGAUCCUGCAAGGAGAGCUGCCAGAUGCAGAGAAAUAUGAAAUCAACAAGUUCCACUUCAGCGACUUGCCCCUCUCGGAGCUGGAGCUGGUGAAGUGUGGGAUCCAGAUGUACUAUGAGCUGAAAGUCGUGGAUAAGUUCCACAUUCCGCAGGAGGCCCUGGUGCGCUUCAUGUACUCACUGAGCAAGGGCUACCGCAGGAUCACCUACCACAACUGGCGGCACGGCUUCAACGUGGGGCAGACCAUGUUCUCCUUGCUGGUGACAGGAAAGCUGAAGCGCUAUUUCACAGACCUGGAAGCCUUGGCCAUGGUCACCGCUGCCUUCUGCCAUGACAUCGAUCACAGAGGCACCAACAACCUCUACCAGAUGAAAUCCCAGAACCCACUGGCCAAGCUCCACGGCUCCUCCAUUUUGGAAAGGCACCACUUGGAGUUUGGCAAAACCUUACUGAGAGACGAGAACCUGAAUAUCUUCCAAAACCUCAACCGCAGGCAGCACGAGCAUGCCAUCCACAUGAUGGACAUCGCCAUCAUCGCCACGGACCUCGCCCUCUAUUUCAAGAAGAGGACCAUGUUCCAGAAGAUCGUGGACCAAUCCAAGACCUACGAGACGGAGCAGGAGUGGACUCAGUACAUGAUGUUGGAACAGACACGGAAGGAGAUUGUCAUGGCCAUGAUGAUGACGGCCUGUGACCUCUCGGCCAUCACCAAGCCCUGGGAGGUCCAGAGCAAGGUAGCUCUGUUGGUUGCUGCUGAAUUCUGGGAGCAAGGUGACUUGGAGCGCACAGUUCUGCAGCAGAACCCCAUUCCCAUGAUGGACAGAAACAAGGCUGACGAACUCCCCAAGCUGCAGGUCGGCUUCAUUGACUUCGUUUGCACCUUUGUCUACAAGGAAUUCUCCCGUUUCCAUGAGGAGAUCACCCCCAUGCUGGACGGGAUCACCAACAACCGCAAAGAGUGGAAGGCCCUUGCUGACGAGUAUGAUGCCAAGGUGAAGGUGCUGGAGGAGGAGAAGCAGAAACGGCAGGCCGCCAAGCAAGCAGCCACAGGAAGCCAGGCUGGGGGAGGUCCGGGCCCCGCAGGGGACACGCCAGCGUCCAAGUCCUGCUGCAUCCAGUAG
Molecule: messenger RNA, 2586 nt
Organism: Echinops telfairi (small Madagascar hedgehog)
Lineage: Eukaryota; Metazoa; Chordata; Mammalia; Afrosoricida; Tenrecidae
Gene: PDE6A
Product: phosphodiesterase 6A
Exons: 22
Coding region: 1-2586 (861 amino acids)
Biological process (GO): signal transduction
Molecular function (GO): protein binding; 3',5'-cyclic-nucleotide phosphodiesterase activity
Source: RefSeq, a predicted model, not a curated record